Daldinia loculata is the source of this 1632-nucleotide messenger RNA. Its product is annotated as subtilisin-like protein. The coding region runs from base 91 to 1257 and encodes 388 amino acids. The record is from RefSeq and is a predicted model, not a curated record. Gene Ontology annotation, biological process: proteolysis. Gene Ontology annotation, molecular function: serine-type endopeptidase activity. The transcript is spliced from 6 exons. Lineage: Eukaryota; Fungi; Ascomycota; Sordariomycetes; Xylariales; Hypoxylaceae.
GAGAGAUUCUGUCCCUCAUCACUCACAGGCAACUCAGAUUCAUACCCUUACCCCUUAGAAGUUAGCACUUCCACCUUGACUUGCUCCAACAUGCGUACCGCCGCCUUCUUUGCUCUCCUGCCUCUGGCAUUCGCUGCCCCGGCUAAGCGAUCCGCGCCGGCUCCCCUCAUCAAGCCCCGAGGAUCUCAGCUCAUCGAGGGCAAGUACAUCGUCAAGCUCUACGAGAAUGCCGCUAUCACGGCUCUCGACGAGACCAUGGGCACCUUCCAGGGUGAUGCUGACCACGUCUACAACGUCGAGGGCUUCAAGGGCUUCGCCUCGUCCCUGACGGCCGAUCAUCUCGAGCAACUUCAAAACCACCCCGAUGUUGAGUUCAUCGAGCAGGAUGCUGUCAUGAGCAUCAACGCCUAUGUCACCCAGAGCAGCGCCCCCUGGGGUAUUGCGCGUCUAUCCCACAAGACUGGCAGCAGCAGCAGCUAUGUCUACGACUCCAGCGCCGGUGCUGACACCUGCGCCUACGUCAUCGACACUGGUAUCUACACUACGCACUCGGAGUUCGAGGGUCGCGCUACCUUCCUAGCCAACUACGCCGACAGCUCUAACUCUGACGGCAACGGCCACGGCACCCACGUUGCCGGCACUAUUGGCAGCAAGACUUACGGUGUUGCGAAGAAGACUAAGCUGUACGCUGUCAAGGUUCUCGACUCUAGCGGUUCUGGCUCUACCUCUGGUGUCAUUGCUGGCAUGAACUACGUUACCUCCGACGUCAAGACCCGAUCCUGCCCGGCCGGUGCCGUCGCCAACAUGUCUCUUGGCGGUGGUACUUCGUCCUCGAUCAACAGCGCUGCCAAGGCUAUGAUCAAUGCUGGCGUCUUCUUGGCUGUCGCCGCCGGUAACGACAACCAGAAUGCUGCUAACUCCUCGCCCGCCUCUGAGCCCAGCGUCUGCACUGUUGGUGCUACUACCUCUUCUGAUGCUCGUGCCAGCUACUCCAACUACGGAUCUGUGGUUGACAUCUUCGCCCCUGGCAGCUCUAUCCUCUCCACCUGGAACAACGGAAACACUAACACCAUCUCCGGAACCUCCAUGGCCACCCCCCACAUUACUGGUCUCGGUGCCUACCUUCUAGCCCUCGAGGGCACGAAGAGCCCCCAGGAGCUUUGCAGCUACAUCGCUUCUAUUGCCAGCAGCGGCAUCCUAUCUAGCAUUCCGUCCGGCACUGUCAACAAGUUGGCAUACAACGGCGCUCCUUCAUAAGGGGAUGUGCAGGGAUUUUAGUGGCUAUUCUAUAAUAGGAUUGCUUUAAUGAUGCUUGCAUGGGACUGUGGUGGUGGUGAUAGCCUCAUAUUGUUGGGCUCCGAUAUUUUACCGAUUGCUGUUUUCUAGUUACUGAGGAUGGCAUGUAGCUUUCAGAGCUUCAACCCGAACCAAUGCUACACAAUAGUUCGAAGUCGGGAACCUGUGGGUUUGGGGACAUGGUUCAUCUCCACGGCUAUUCGUAUAGCCUAGGAAGGGUAGAAAUAUACACUGUCAUUGGUUACAUCUCUUGGAGUAUGAUUUGCAUCUACCAUAUGAAUUAGCCGCGACAGAAUAAUUGACUAAUACAUUGAGAAACUCGUCUCCUCGCCCGUG